This is a messenger RNA of Capsella rubella, 2814 nucleotides long. RefSeq lists its product as uncharacterized. Gene Ontology annotation, cellular component: nuclear pore. Lineage: Eukaryota; Viridiplantae; Streptophyta; Magnoliopsida; Brassicales; Brassicaceae. The record is from RefSeq and is a predicted model, not a curated record. Bases 413 to 2443 code for a protein of 676 amino acids. The transcript is spliced from 8 exons.
AUAACUUCCCGCAUUCGGAUCUUCCCAUAGUGAAAGAGAAAUAGAGAGAGAGAAAGUAAGUAGCAUUAUUAAAUGGAUUACAGAUAAAAGACAGGUAAUCGUAGUGACGCAAAAGAUAAAGACAGGUGAAUCUCAUCAGUGACGCAAAUCUGAGAGUAGACUUCACUCUGAGUAGAUUAAAGCAACCGGUCUUGAAGAGGAAGACAAGCGAAUCGGGGGUUUCGUAAUGAUUUCGAUGUGAAACACCACUUUCUCAUUCUCUUCUUCUUCUUCUUUCGACUGUUCUGUUUCCUCUGGAUAUUUUCAGUUACUGGGUUACACAAAUCUUUCUUGGAUUGCUUUAUCGCUUGAAGGAGUUUUAAAUUAUUAGAUUGUGGGAUAACUGCUGCUUUGGCUGAAUUGGACGAGUUUCAUGAUGAAGGCAAGAACAGCUAACAAUAACAAUGUCCAGUCGAAGCGAUCUACCAAGAGUGUAAGGAAAGAUCAAAAGCUGCAGAAGACGAAUAGCCAGAAAAAAGCAGAACAAGAGAAACAAAAGGACUUGGACGCUAAGGAAUUGUCUAGUAACAUCUCUACAGUUGCAAGUGAUUCAACCACACAGUCAGAUCCCUCUGAGGCUUACGAAACGGUAGAUGUUCGUUACUUGGACGAUGAUAGUUGUGCCACUGCCUCUGCAGAUGCUCAUCAAGUAUCAGAUUCUUGCAGAGUUGUGGACAAAACGGAGAAGGAGCAUAAUUCUAGUGGAUCUGUUUGUGACUUGGAGAAAGAUGUUGAUGAACAAGAAUGUGAAGAUGCAAACAUUGAUAAGGAAAUCGAUACAGAUGCUCGAGAAGGUAUCAAUGCCGAUGUAUGGGAAGAUGCUUCAAAUGGUGCUCUUAGUGCUGGAAGUGAGAGUGAGGCGGCUGAUGUAAAAGAGAAUGAUGGGGGGAACUUUGAGGAAGGAUCUUCGAAAGAGAAGAUUGGACAUCUAGAGACGAGAAUCGAGAAACUAGAAGAGGAGCUUAGAGAAGUUGCUGCACUUGAGAUCUCGCUCUAUUCUGUUGUGCCUGACCAUUGCAGCUCUGCACACAAGCUUCAUACGCCUGCUCGGCGUAUUUCUAGAAUCUAUAUCCAUGCCUGUAAGCAUUUUACUCAGGGAAAGCGUGCUACGAUUGCUAGAAACUCUGUUUCUGGUCUUGUUUUGGUUGCUAAAUCUUGUGGGAAUGAUGUUCCGAGGUUGACCUUCUGGUUAUCAAACAUCAUAGCUCUAAGGCAAAUAAUUUCGCAAGCGUUUGGUAAGUCUCGCAUUACACAGAUCUCAAAUGGGAGUGACCAUGGUGAUUCAGGCAAGAAAACAAACCUGAGAUGGAAGAAUGGUUUCCAACAGCUUUUGGAGGAUUGGCAAGAAACUGAGACAUUUACUACUGCACUUGAGAAAAUCGAAUUUUGGGUAUUCUCUAGAAUCGUUGAGUCUGUUUGGUGGCAGGUCUUCACUCCUCAUAUGCAAUCUCCUGAAAACGACUCAUCAGUCAGUAAAUCAAAUGGGAAACUGAUGGGACCUUCCUUGGGUGAUCAGAACCAAGGGACCUUUUCGAUAAGCCUAUGGAAAAAUGCUUACCGAGAUGCUCUGCAACGGCUUUGUCCUAUGCGAGGCGCAGGACAUGAAUGCGGUUGCUUACCCGUAUUGGCUAGAAUGGUUAUGGACAAGUGUAUCGGUAGAUUCGAUGUAGCCAUGUUCAAUGCUAUUCUGCGCGAGUCAGAACAUCAGAUUCCAACCGAUCCUGUCUCUGAUCCUAUCCUUGAUUCCAAAGUGCUGCCUAUUCCUGCUGGAGACUUGAGUUUUGGAUCAGGAGCACAACUUAAAAAUGCGAUUGGGAAUUGGUCUAGAUGCCUCACUGAAAUGUUCGGCAUGAACUCUGAUGAUUCUUCAGCAAAAGAAACACGAGACAGAGAAGAUGAUCACGUAGAAAGUAAACCCUUUGUUUUACUAAAUGAACUUAGUGAUCUUCUUAUGCUCCCAAAAGACAUGCUUAUGGAAAGAUCCAUUAGAGAAGAGAUGUGCCCAUCAAUCAGUCUUCCACUCAUCAAAAGAAUACUCUGCAACUUCACACCUGAUGAGUUCUGUCCUGAUCAUGUACCUGGUGCCGUCUUAGAAGAGCUCAAUGCUGCUGAGAGCAUUGGUGAUGGGAAGCUAUCAGAAGCAAGCUUCCCUUAUGCAGCUUCCUCUGUUUCUUACAUGCCUCCUUCGACCAUGGAUAUAGCAGAAAAAGUUGCAGAGGCUGCAGGAAAAUUGACAAGGAACGUGUCUAUGAUACAGAGAAAAGGAUACACGAGCGACGAGGAGCUUGAGGAACUGGACUCUCCUCUUACAUCCAUCGUUGACAAGGGGAGUGACUUUACUGGCUCAACGACUUCAAAUGCAAGAUAUAAGCUUCUACGAGAAGUGUGGGGUUUAUUUGAGUGAUGAUAGGAUUGGAAAAGAUUUCAAUGGACCCUCUAGAUGAUCUGCAGAAGAAGAUGGGACGAUUUAUAAUGGUGGCUUCAGACAAACCCUCUCCUACCAAUGGUCGUACUCGUACAAAGCCAGUAAAGUUAGCAGUUUCACUCUAUGUUUCUUUCUGCCGAUAUUAUAUGUUGAGAUAGGAUCAUCUUUGAUUGAUGGUUGUAAUUUUUUUGCAUUUUUAUGAUAUCGUGAUAGAAGCAGUUAAAAGCUACACGUAUGUUAUUUUGGAUGUAAUUUUUGUUUUUUUAAUUCAUUUUCAAAUCUUUUCAGCAUAAAGGAUGCAUAUAUUGUAACAUUGUUUUCUUGAGUUGAAUAAGUUUAGCAUUCUUUCA